CCAGGCUGGUGCUGCUGCAGUCAGUGACCUGGCCCCUCUCGCUUCUCCCUGACAACUCUGAGCUUGCUCCUCUCUCUCCAGUCAUGAUCGCCAGACAGCAGGGCAUCCGAGGCGGGUCCCGUGGCUUUAGCUGUGGCUCGGCCAUCGUAGGUGGGGUCAAGAAGGCUGCUUUCAGCUCGGCCUCCAUGUCUGGGGGUGCAGGCCGCUGCUCCUCUGGGGGCUUCGGCAGCAGAAGCCUCUACAGCCUCGGGGGGAACAAGAGCAUCUCCAUCAGCAUGGCCGGGUGCCGGCAGGGUGCCGGCUUCGGGGCUUCAGGUGGCUUUGGGGCUGCUGGAGGUUUUGGCUCUGGUUUUGGUGCCGGCGGCUUUGGCGGUGGAUUCGGGGGCUCCUUCGGUGGACGAGGUGGUGCUGGCUUCCCGGUCUGCCCUGCUGGAGGGAUUCAGGAAGUCACCAUCAACCAGAGCCUGCUGACCCCACUCCAUGUGGAGAUCGACCCUGAGAUCCAGAAGGUCCGGACUGAGGAGCGUGAGCAGAUCAAGCUCCUCAACAACAAGUUUGCCUCCUUCAUUGACAAGGUGCGGUUCUUAGAGCAGCAGAACAAGGUGCUAGAGACCAAAUGGAAACUCCUCCAGCAGCAGACGACUACCACAUCUGUCAAAAACCUCGAGCCCUUCUUUGAGGCCUACCUCAAUGCCCUGAGGAAGCAGGUGGAUACCUUAGCCAACGACAAGGGACGUCUGCAGUCUGAGCUGAAGAUCAUGCAGGACAGUGUGGAGGACUACAAGACCAAGUAUGAAGAGGAAAUCAACAAACGCACAGCUGCUGAAAAUGACUUUGUGGUCCUCAAGAAGGACGUGGAUGCUGCCUACAUGAACAAGGUGGAGCUGGAGGCCAAGGUGGAUGCCCUCAACGAUGAGAUCAACUUCCUGAGGGUCCUCUAUGCUGCGGAGCUGUCCCAGAUGCAGACCCAGGUCAGCGACACAUCCGUGGUCCUCUCCAUGGACAACAACCGCAACCUGGAUCUGGACAGCAUCAUCGCUGAGGUCCGGGCCCAGUACGAGGAGAUUGCCCAGAGGAGCAAGGCCGAGGCCGAGGCCCUGUACCAGACCAAGGUCCAGCAGCUUCAGAACUCAGUGGACCAACAUGGAGACAGCCUGAAGAACACCAAGAAUGAGAUUUCAGAGCUUAACAGGAUGAUCCAGAGGCUGCGGGCUGAGAUUGAGAAUGUCAAGAAGCAGUGCCAGACUCUGCAGGGAUCUGUGGCCGAUGCAGAGCAGCGUGGGGAGGUGGCCCUAAAAGAUGCCUACAGCAAGCGCACAGAGCUAGAGGCCGCCCUGCAGAAGGCCAAGGAGGAGCUGGCCCGUGUGCUGCGAGAGUACCAGGAUCUCCUGAGCGUCAAGCUGGCCCUGGACAUCGAGAUCGCCACCUACCGCAAGCUGCUGGAGGGCGAGGAGUGCAGAAUGUCUGGAGAAUGCCAGAGUGCUGUGAGCAUCUCUGUGGUUGGCGGCGCUGCCAGCGCAGGAGGGCUCGGUGGAGGGUUAGGAGGCAGCUCUGGAUUUGGCCUGGGCUCUGGCUCCUGCACAGGAGGCCUUGGUGGAGGGUUAGGAGGCAGCUCUGGAUUUGGCCUGGGUUCUGGCUCCGGAGGUGGCUUUGGAUUCGGUGGUGGCAUCGGCGGCAGUUCCAGCGGCAAGAUCAUCUCUACAACCACCCUGACCAAGAAAUCCUUCCGAUAAAGGAGACGGGGGUCCUGCAGCCCUCUGCGGCCAGCCUGCCCAGCCCUGGUGUCUCUGCUUCCUUCACCCCACCUCCACUCUCCUUUCCUGGGGCUCGUCUUACCAGUGUCACCUCAGUGCCAGGACGUGGACUCUGCUCUCUUAGAGUUUGGUAGCUUCUUCCUGAUUUGGGCUUGUGAUCCAGCUGGAAUGGGAGAGGUGUCGACUGACUCUUCACCUCCCAUGGACAGAGGAGAAUCCAACCGGGUGCUUAUCUCCAGGAUUAUCAGGGUCAUGUGUCCCCUCCCAGCCCAGCGCUGCCUCCCAGCAGAUCCUGCAUCUCCCUCUACAUCAGGACCAAACUCUUUCUCCAUCCCUGGGCAGCAACCAACCCUGCAAGGUCGGGACAAGAACCCCUGAGUACCCUGUCCACUCUUCUCCUUCCCUUUAGCCAUCUUUGGGUGAAUCGUCAAUAAAACGCCUUUGUCAUUCAA
Messenger RNA from Cervus elaphus (red deer), 2206 nucleotides. It is a transcript of the gene KRT4, whose product is annotated as keratin 4. The transcript has 9 exons. The record is from RefSeq and is a predicted model, not a curated record. Gene Ontology annotation, molecular function: structural constituent of skin epidermis. Lineage: Eukaryota; Metazoa; Chordata; Mammalia; Artiodactyla; Cervidae. Gene Ontology annotation, cellular component: keratin filament. Gene Ontology annotation, biological process: keratinization; intermediate filament organization. The coding region runs from base 84 to 1733 and encodes 549 amino acids.